Engraulis encrasicolus (European anchovy) is the source of this 844-nucleotide messenger RNA. RefSeq lists its product as uncharacterized. NCBI's taxonomy places the organism in Eukaryota, Metazoa, Chordata, Actinopteri, Clupeiformes, Engraulidae. The transcript has 7 exons. The record is from RefSeq and is a predicted model, not a curated record. The annotation marks the transcript as partial.
AUUCUGGCAACAAAGAACGGAGCAGCGGUGUCCUACCUCAACCAGAAUAAGUACCACAUCUCAGACGGGUACCUGCACAUCAAGGAGGUGGAGGGCUCGGAUGCGGGGGAGUACUACUGCAAUGGGCAGCUGGAGGCAGAGGUGGAGGUGCUCACAGGUCAGGUCUUCUCCAUAUCAGAAGGCAGGACUCUGUUCAUUCCAUGUGAAGGUGAGAGGAAACAGGUAUGGUCCUUCAAGAAGGAGAGGACCUCUCAGCGUGUCAACAUCUUCACUGUGUUCCGGAAUGGGACGGUGCUGAGGGAGCGUGAUGACCCAGAGGGACGCUUUGUUCCCCAGCUCAAGGCCCUGGAGAUAGGCCGCCUAAGGCUGGAGGACUCGGGGAGAUACCUGUGCAACAUGAAGCUAGUGGCCAGGCUCAUUGUCUUGAAAGUUCAUGAGGAAACCGUAAUCAACACAACAACAACAACAACAGUGUACAUUGAUAGGCCUACUGUUGUCACAGAUUCUCCGACAGUAUAUGUCACAAGUCAGACAUUCAAAAAAGUGGCUGUGGUGGCGGUUGUUGGACUAUGUGUGCUUGUAGCGUCCGUCUUUCUGGUGUCUCUCAUCUUGUGGCAGAGAAAACGAAUGAGGAGACGGAGGAAUAAAAAGAUGGGCAGAAAAGGAGCGGGCGCCGGGCACAUUCCAGAGGAGACAGAGCUGCAGCCUCAGGGGCCGUUUAUAAGAGGUUCACCGAACACACAAAGGGAUAUGUGUCAGGUAAUUGACAGUCAUCACCACUUUUUUUCAGUAAAGCUUUAAUGAUUAAACAGAUAGUCUGAACCAUGUAACCAGGGAAAAGUAA